ACGAAUAACUUCCUUAUUCCCUCUGAACGUGCACUAUAUAGGGCUUGAGAGAAUGACGUAUUCAGGCUAAGUAGUGGUGUAUGUGCCAGAAAGUAAGUGAUUUGGGAUCGAGCCGUUGUCAAACUGAUGCUCCACAGUUGGUUAGAUUACGGAGGGACCGGGGGAGAGUUCGGUGAGGACUGGCGGAGAUUUAACGGAACUCCUCUGGUAUGGGCCUGUUCGCGCGCGUGCGGAAGGAAUGGUUCAUUGUCGGUAUCGCGCUCGCGAUCGCUUCGGCCAAGCUCGCGCCGUCCGUCGGGGUGAAAGGAGGUCCUCUUCAUCCUGAGAUCACCAUCACCUACAUAGCAGUGUCAACCAUCUUCUUUAACAGCGGUCUGUCCUUAAAAACUGAGGAGUUGGCGACUGCAUUAAUGCACGUGAAGUUACAUCUGUUUGUUCAGACAUUCACUCUGGUCUUUUUCCCUGUGGCCAUCUGGGCUCUUCUCAAAGUGCUGGCACUAACUGCUAUUAAUGAAUGGCUUCUCAAAGGGUUACAGACAGUGGGCUGUAUGCCUCCUCCUGUGUCCUCAGCCGUCAUUCUCACUAAAGCUGUUGGGGGGAACGAGGCUGCAGCCAUUUUCAAUUCCGCGUUUGGAAGUUUUCUGGGGAUCAUUGUCACACCACUGCUGCUGUUGCUGUUUCUUGGCUCGUCCUCUUCAGUACCAUUCUCCUCCAUCUUCUCUCAGCUCUUCAUGACCGUAGUUGUCCCUCUUAUAGUUGGGCAGGUGUGUAGGAGGUUCCUGAGGGAGUGGCUGGAGAGGAGGAAGCCUCCGUUUGGCACAGUGAGCAGUGUUGUUCUGCUCAUGAUCAUCUACACUACAUUCUGUGACACGUUCUCCAACCCCAACAUCGAACUGGAUCAUCUCAGCCUCCUCAUCAUCGUCUUCAUCAUUUUUACUGUUCAGCUCACAUUCAUGUUACUGAAUUUUUUCUUGUCUACCAGGAAGUCUUCAGGCUUCACAGCAACAGAUUCUGUAGCAAUACUGUUUUGCUCUACGCACAAAUCCCUCACACUGGGUAUCCCCAUGCUGAAGAUUGUAUUUGCAGGCUUUGAGCAUCUCUCGCUUAUCUCAGUGCCUCUGCUCAUCUAUCACCCGGCUCAGAUCCUCUUGGGCAGCAUCCUGGUGCCAACUAUCAAAGCCUGGAUGAAUACGAGUCAGAAGUCUGCCAUUUUAGUGCAGUAAGUCUGCAUGCCUUUACCUCCUCCACCUGCGAGUCCGCCCUGAAAUUGACCAACUUGCAGCCCAUCUGAGAGAAUUGUGAAUAAAUAUACCUCAGAAUGAAACAUAACGGGACCCAAAGCUGACUUUAUCUGCAGUUAUCCGUCAUUCCUGAUGAAGGACGAGAGAUGUGUUCCAGGAUGGAGGGAUGACAAAGUGCCUUAUUGUGACUAGCGGGACCUCAGGCAGCUUCAGUGGCUUGCCACUCUCUCUCUCUCUCUCUCUCUCUCUCUCUCUCUAUCUAUUUAUCUAUCUAUCUGCAGGGAAAUAAUUUUACACAGAAAAGCUCAGAAUGAUUCCGUGAGCACUUUUUUUUUGUUUUGUUUUUUUGUUUUGUUUUUUUUAAUAUGUGAAUGUACAGCUUUAUUUUUUUAUUGAAGUGAUUAAUGCUUUGCACAAUAAGAACAUGAUGAGGAUAUUUCGAGUCUUUUUUUUUCCCCCAUUGUGUUUUUUUCCCCCCAAAUAUAUUUGUAUCUCCAUCAAGGACCCGAAAGCCUAAUCUGUUGGAUCUGUUAUUAAGGUUCAGUUUUCUUUGUAUGUAUCUCAACCUGAAAUGGGGACAUUAAGGUCAGUGUUCUUGAUGUUAGGGCUGCACGAUAUGGACAAGAAAUCAUGUCGGUGUUAUAUUUUACGUAUUGUUACCUUUUAACCCCAAAUCAGGUUCAAGAAAGAGCUGUGUAACUGGGACCAAACAGAAUUUGGAUGUUGUGAUUAAUCCAAACUUUGAGGAUGAUUACUAACAUACAGUAUUUAGAAGGGGCGACACACUAGUGUAGUGGUUAGUACUGUCGCCUCAAAGCAAGAAGGUUCUGGGUACAAGCCCAGUGGCCGACGAGGGCCUUUCUGUGUGGAGUUUGCAUGUUCUCCCCAUGUCUGUGUGGGCUUCCUCCAGGUGCUCCAGUUUACCCCACAGUCCAAAGAUAUGCUAAUUGGUGGCUCUAAAUUGACCGUAGGUGUUAAUGUGAGUGUGAAUGAUUGUUUGUUUGUCUCUAUGUGUCAGCCCUGCAAUGACCUGGUGACUUGUCCAGGGUGUACCCUGCCUCUCACUCAUAGUCAGCUGGGAUAGGCUCCAGCUUUCCCGCGACCCUGCACAGGAUAAGCGGUUACAGAUAAUGGAUGUAUUUUAGAGGUUAAACGAUGCAUUUGAAUAUUGCGUCCUUCAGCAAUAUAUCAGUAUUGCAAAGUCUAAUAUCAUAAUAAUGAUUAUCAAAUAAUACAUUGUACAACCCUGCCAGAGUUCAGCCUUGUGUUUUUACUGCCUCAAUUCCUCAGACAAUAAAACACCCAAAAUAAUAAAUUACAACUUGGAUAA
Neoarius graeffei (lesser salmon catfish) is the source of this 2571-nucleotide messenger RNA. RefSeq names its product solute carrier family 10 member 7 (gene slc10a7). The record is from RefSeq and is a predicted model, not a curated record. Gene Ontology annotation, cellular component: plasma membrane. The coding region runs from base 210 to 1223 and encodes 337 amino acids. The transcript has 13 exons. Lineage: Eukaryota; Metazoa; Chordata; Actinopteri; Siluriformes; Ariidae.